Messenger RNA from Protopterus annectens (West African lungfish), 9879 nucleotides. RefSeq names its product abhydrolase domain containing 8 (gene ABHD8). Lineage: Eukaryota; Metazoa; Chordata; Ceratodontiformes; Protopteridae. Bases 321 to 1616 code for a protein of 431 amino acids. The transcript is spliced from 5 exons. The record is from RefSeq and is a predicted model, not a curated record. Gene Ontology annotation, molecular function: catalytic activity.
AGAUGCAGGAGCUCUAGCACUGCUGUCAAGCGCGAGGCACAGGCACUGUGGGUAAAGAGCUCCAGAUGAUGGGGUCCGUUCAUAAAUGGAGAUGGUUGAAGUAAUAGGAGCAGUGCUGCCCUGGAGCCAGACAUGUAACUGCAUUUAACAAAAAACUACCAGUAGCAGAUUCCAGUUAAGAACAUCGUUGGAUUGGCUGCUGCAGAGUUUUGCAUUUGCUAAUUUCCCGUUCCAUUUCUUCGAAAACGCACCACUUCGCUGUAACAUCUGCUCCGAUCGUAUCUAAACAUCUUAUGUUUCGCAACAGAUAAGGUUUCACCAUGUUGACUGCUAUAAGAGACUGGAUCAUGUGCUGCCUUGCUAAUGGAAAAACAGCCAAUUCUAUUGGUCCUGUUGAUAGUACUGAAACCAGUGAUGGGUACAACUUUGUGGAAGUCAAACCAGGCCGAGUCCUUCGUAUUAGACAUAUUUUGCCAGCCCGUUCUGUGACUGAGAGUCCUGUAGAGUUGAGCCAGUCCACAGGGAAGGGGUUGGUACACUGUAAGCGCAAGAUAACCGUUUAUCGCAAUGGACAGCUUGUGAUUGAGAACCAGGGAGAUGUUGUCCGAUCAGAGAUAUUGCACUGCCAGAAUGGAAACACUGAACCCAGUAGCACAGUGGAGCUGGAGCUGUCUGACUUCACCAGUACCUCAGCAACAUGCAAUGGCACCACUACCACGCCUGGUGCCAAAGAGGCCAAUGCUGGCAAACGACACAAGAGGAAGCCCAAAAGGACUGUGAUGAUAGACUGCAUGAAGAAGAUCACUAGCUGUAAAUGUACUCACAGUGACGUUGUCUUAUUUUUCAUCCAUGGGGUAGGAGGCUCUCUGGACAUUUGGAAAGAGCAGAUGGACUUCUUCUCAAAGCUGGGGUACGAAGUAGUAGCAGCAGACCUUGCUGGGCAUGGCUGUAGCUCCGCACCUCAGAUUGCUGCUGCCUACACUUUUUAUGCACUAGCAGAAGACAUGAGAUCCAUCUUUAAGCGAUAUGCAAAGAAGAGAAACAUUUUAAUAGGACACUCAUAUGGCGUUUCAUUUUGCACAUUCCUAGCGCAUGAGUAUCCAGACCAAGUUCAUAAGGUGGUGAUGAUAAAUGGAGGUGGUCCCACUGCUCUUGAACCAAGUCUAUGUUCGAUAUUCAACCUGCCAAGCUGUGUUCUACACUGCCUAUCUCCCUGCCUCGCAUGGAGUUUUUUGAAAGCUGGUUUUGCACGUCAGGGAGCUAAAGAGAAGCAGUUGCUGAAAGAAGGGAAUGCGUUCAACGUGUCUCCAUUUGUGCUACGUGCAAUGAUGAGUGGUCAGUACUGGCCUGAAGGAGAUGAAGUCUAUCAUGCAGAACUGACUGUCCCAAUACUGCUGGUACAUGGGAUGCAUGACAAAUUUGUUCCUGUGGAAGAAGAUCAGAGAAUGGCAGAAAUACUUCUUAUUUCAUUCUUGAAAAUAAUCGAAGAAGGAAGUCACAUGGUGAUGAUGGAAUGUCCAGAGACUGUUAACACCCUGCUGCACGAGUUCUUUUUGUGGGAACCAGACAUCACACCUAAUGAUCAGUCAGAGACAGAAGUUCCAGAGAAUAAGUAAAGAGUGUGUCCAACUCUGCUUUACUUCUGAGAAGGAUACAAUGAGGGCAUGUAUUAACAGCCUUUUUUUGCUGCAAGAAUGCAGGCAGGCCAGAGCAUUGUUGUGCUUGUAAAGCAGCAGUGUUUAUAUGAUGGUCAUGCAAUGUGGCGUAAAGAGGAUUAGCAGGCAACUUAGUUUCUGUUUGCCUUGAGUGUGCUAAAGCAGGUGAUGUGAGCUUGGCAAGCAGGCUUGUUAGGAAAAAAUGCAGCUGCUGAAACAGAAAAGAACAAUAUUCUUUUAUUCUUCUGUUAGGAAGUGGUUAAUAGACUAUCACGUACAAGUGAGAGACUAAAUCCUUAUUUAUUUGCAGCUGAAAAGGGAAAAUCAGGAGUUAAAGAACAGACACUGGUUUUCAGAAGGGAUGAAUAUUGAACUAAAACAGUGUUCUGUUACUGAAAAUACAUAGUCUAGUAAAUUAGACCAUCUCUGUGUACCUAUGUGAUAACUGUGUCUUGAUCAGAUUAGAGAAAUGUUUGAAAGAACCCUGUUGUGUUCUGUAUCAGCCUAUACUGACAUGAAGAAUAACAUUUUAGAUAUGUCCAAUUUUAAUCAGAUUUUAUUACCAUGAACUUCAGCAAAUACCAAAGUGUCUAGCUGUAAACCACAGGAUUAUGUUAUUGACAGAUGUCUUGAAUCUCCUAAUCAACAGCACAGGCCACGUUCUAGAGAGACUUCAACAAAAGUUAGCUCCGUAUUUUGCAUCUGUCUACUCAGGGUAAGUUCUUAUAAAAGGUGAAAUACUUCCAGUCAAAACUGGCGAGGUUUUAAUAUCUUCCAGUGAUUUAAGAAUCAAAAAUAGUUCCCCUUUAUGCGAGAUCUAGUUUUAUAUUUUUUGAUUCCUGCUUGAUUACUUUUAUUUCUUCCAUGACAUUGAUCUCAUGUUUUGAAUAUGAUUUGGUAUGUUACAUCACAGUAAAACUGUUCUUUUCCUCCCCGUCUAGUAUGGGUAAAUGAAAUGAUUCUCAUUUAUUUUUAAUUUGGUACCUCAGCAUGCUGAAUGAUCCUGUCCAUAGCCUUCCCUGUAUGACUUAAGGACUAAAUUUAGAACCAUUUUAACUUUGUGUACAUGACUAUGUGCUUCAUUUCCCCUCAUUACCCUGCCCAAAGUCUACUUUUUUGACCUGCAGUCCCAGUAGCAUUACUAUUUUUUUGGUUAUAUCCCUUCCUUGGAUGCGUUUUUGUUUCUUAACGCACUGUCAUUGACACUUUAUCCCAGCAUUCUUGGCCUUCUUGUGUUUGUGGUUUGUUAUCUUAAAAGUUGAGAUGAACGUUAUACGGUUGUGUAAAUCACUAACCUUGUCCUUACCAAAACUGAUUUUUCUUCCUCGUCUUUACUGUAUUUCUUCUUAUUGGAUCAUAGCCAAAAAAUGUAUAUAACUAUUUAAAAUUAAUUAGUUAGGAAGGCUACACACACAUUUGCCACAAGUUAUGAAGGGUCAUGUUAUGGCCAGUUCUAGAUUGUUAUAUUGAUGCAUUCCAGAAAACACUACAGUGGUAUCCCAGGUCUAGAUCAGAUUAUAAUUUCACAUUCUAUGGGGAAGAUUUUCCUCUCUUCGACUAUUAACACAAGCUAUGGAAAAAUCCUGAUGCAUCUUUUUCAGUAGAACAAAUUGUGCUGAUAAUAGCAAUGAUCUAGGUUAGCAUGUGCUGGUAAAAGUUAAGUUUGAGGUUCCCUUAAUGAAUUACAUUACACAGCUGUCUUCUGUUUUAUUCAGAAACUGCUUUGAAGUGUUUUUGUCCCCUUCCUACACUAGUGAUGUAUUAGUAAUGUUUGGUUGAAUUGCAUGCCAGUACACAAGAUGAAUGAAACUAAACAGGAAAGUCUCAUUUGUAAUUUGACCACAGAAGUGACUCUGUAAAAACAAUUAUGGAGGCUGAGACAGUGUUCAACAUUAUAGUAUGAAAAGUUGUAUACGUGCCUUAUGUAGGUGAAAAGGUUUGGAUGACUAUAGCAGGCCUUUAUGAUCAGAGAGAUCUCAGUGUAAGCAAAUCUCUACAAUGAAGAUCUCUCAUUCACAGUGGUUUAUGUGGGAUGAAAAUGACGUGCUUAAUUGCGUACCUGAGCUAACCUUGCAUUUUUACAGUAAACAGAAUUGUUUUGCUACAUAGACUGUGAUGCUACUGCAACAUAGUUAAACACUACAUUCAUUUAAACAGGUUUUCAGAAAAUAUUUUUGGUGCACAAAUCACUUCAGUCACCCAGCUUUCUGUAAAGAAAAAUCUCCAGAGCGGGCAAAGCACUGAGACACGUCAGUGAAGGAAGAAAUGGGAAUACACAAAGAUUAAAAUCAGCAAGAGGUGUCACAAAGAUUUGAAUGUACACCCCAGGGAAAUCCCCAGAUUGAUCAUAUCUUUUUAUGUAGCUCCCAGGGAAAUGCCCAAAUUUAUACUAUGGUUUUAUUUAGCUCCCAGUGAAAUGCCCAGAUUGGUGCUAUGUUUUUAUUUCGCUCUGGCUACACUGAAUGUUAAUUUACAGAGUUCAUGUUUCUAUUAACAUCAGGUUGCCCACAUUAUUUUACUUCAACUCUAAAUAAAUGUAUUGUCUCCCCCGCCCCUGUCCCACGAACAGGUUACAGCGCAUCAUGGGUACCAAGCAGUUUCUAAGACACAGUGACGACAAAAAAAAAAAACAGCAGUGAAGAAACAUGCUUUUUGAUGGGAUAACCCAUCAAACUAGAGUCGCAUCACUCCCUCUUUAUUAGUGUAUUUGCACUUUGUUUACUUGGUUGGUCCCACUAGGCCAGUGACCUCUUUUCAGGGUAGACCCAAGGUAAUCUUCAUACUGGCUAGUGGAAAUUUGGCCAGAGCCCAGGGGAACUUCCCUUACUCUUUUCAGUAAACACUGUAAGAUCUGUAACGUCCACCUGAGCUACCACCAACUCAGGCAGCUGGGACCUGGUUUAACAUCGUAUUCAACAGAGUCCAGUACCCCUGCCCCACCUACACACAAAUAUUGCACUGCAAUGUCAGUUUUGAAAAUGAAUUCAACUACCUAGUAUAGGAAUUGAACUCACAGCCUUCUGCACCAAAGGCAAAUGUGCUACAUGUUAAGCUACUGAGAAUCUUUCUUUGAUAGCUGUAUUUUUCUAAAGUGCUAUAUAUUUACAUUUACCCAGUCAGAUCUGGAAUUUGGCCUGUUUAAUACUAUGAGUAGGAAAAGAGAUUGAUUUUGUUUGCUACACCAAAUUCAGGAUGGUGGCUGUAAACAUGCCAUUCUCAACUAUAUAUGAAAAUAAAUAGCUGCUUUCAUUAAGCAGGCUAAACAUUGAUGACCAUAAAGAAGAUACUUGGUCCAAAUUCUCUGUUGUACAGUUUAGAUGUUUACAAGAACUUUUAGGUUCUACACAUUCAUUACUUCCUUUUUCCUCUGGGCUUACUGUGCCCAAGUCUAGCUACUGCUAAGUGUCAUGAUAAGGACAGUUUAUGUCUUGGGGUACUGCUUGUGUUUAUUUGCACUGCAACACCUAACUGAGUGCAAACCCUAGCUUCUUGAAGAUGAAGUGUUCUCAUACAACAUAGCUACCUUAGCACAGUACUAUUUGUCUAGCUUAUUUCUGCUCCUCCUAUGGCCAUACAUGUGUGAAGAGGAACAUUUGCAUCACAUGACUGCCUUCUUAUCCCAUUCCACAUGGCACUUCAGUGUCAGGCUGUGCCACUGUCAGCUAUGUCCUACCAGCUGAAAGCCAUGAGGUGAGAGUUGAUCCCUACAUGGACUGUGUAGCUUGUCAGACUCCGAAUAGUCUAAAGCAGCAUAUAGUCCCCAUUUCCAAUCUCCAAGCAAUAACGCUUACUUACAAAUUCAUUCCAUUGGGAUUGCAUUAAAAGGUAGGAGUGCCCACCCUCCAUACUUAUGGGCCAGCUAGGAGCACCAAUUUUAAUUUUUAGACAUUUAGGUCCUGCAUCUGUUACUAGGUAAAAUUAUAACUGGUUGGAAGGAAUCCAAAAUGGGCCUGCCCUAAUGACACACAGGAUGAAUUUCCAUAUGCAGUGAAAGCAGCAAAGGUUUAGGAGCUGACCUACAUCACUCUAGGGUGGUUGGAUUGCACAGGACUAAAUGCCAUAAAACAGUUUCUCUUCCCAAAGGAUUGGUAUAGCCUUUGUUGUGAUUUUAAGGCUCAUAAUCUGGUGGCUCAAGGUACAGACAGUGUUGCCACUUUUAAUCUUCAUCCUUUUUUAAGGAUAGGGGAUGUAAGUGGGGGAAGGGUCACUCCCUCAACAGCAGCAUGACUGGGUGAUGGACUGAUGCAAACUGGAUACAACCAGAACUGACCACUUGGCUCCUGGAAAAACCCUGAGAAAAAGCAGGUACAACAGUGGAGGAUGGAAGAAAUACUAAGCAAAGUUGUCCAAGCAGUCUGAAAAGGGUGGUGGAGCAUGUUCUGUACUGACAAAUGCCAAAGUAAUGUGCUUCAGCUACAACAACCCUAGUGUGAAGUACAAGCAAGUGGAGUAAUAUUCAAGGUAAUGAACCAGGAAAAGGAUCUGGGUUUUGAUCACACCUGGACUGGAUUACCAGGAACAAAGAGCAGUGUGGCAGCCACCACGUGAGUGCUGGAGUUUAUCAUGAAUCUGUAUUUGUCAUGUUGCAAGUUAGCCUGCAGCUUGUCAAAUGAAUACAAUGAAAACUCAACCCUGCAAACUCAAAAAACAAGUAUAAGCAUAGGCUCGGCUGCGGGAGCAUGUCCAUUACCGCUUGGUCAUGAUAUCACUUACCUUGGAUAUGACCACUAACAUGGGUCCAGUAAGAGGACAAGUACUUUAGCAUUGAUAUCCUAAUGUUUGACAUGUUGCCAUUCAGUGCUUUGAGCUGGUCAAGUUGUAAAAAUGAGGAAUCGCAACUUGACCAAACAAAUGGCUCUCAUAUUCAAGUGGGAUAUAUUUAGAAGCACAGAGGUAAUUGUGCCACUUAACUGGGCUCAUGUCAAGAGUUAGCUUGAGUGCAGAGUGCAGAUCCUGAGGCCAUCAAGCUGCUGGAAGGAAUCAAGAGGAAAGCCAUCACAACGAGUGAGAUGGAGGGGAAAGGUUAUGACCAGACACUAGAGGAGGUAAAUUUGUUCUCAUCAAUGACUGGAAGAGAUCGGGAGUACAAGGUGUGAGUGUAAAUACUCGUGUCUCAGAUAGGUGAAGGUUUCAUCCUGAACAAGGAGGACAGAGGGGGAGGAGAGGGCACAGUACUUCUUGGAUCAUUGAAAGUAGUUCUUUCAUGGAGAGGGUUUGCAUCCAAAGAAUGGAUUAUUGGAAUAAAAGGUGAAAAGAGAAUCAGUGGAGGGUGUCAAGAGGUCAAGGGACAUAUGGAGAAGUGGUGAUGAAGAAAACAGUAAUGGAGGGGAGACGUAAUAUUACAUGCACUUAAAGGUGAGAGAGUACAUGCUUAAUGUCACCUGCCAUCAAGAUGAUGUAUUGUGACAUGAUUUGAUGCAAGUAUAAUUAAUAAGCUUGUAUUCUUCAUUGGGGAAGGGUCCCUGUCCCAGGGUCACAGAAAGGAAGCUGUCACUACAUUAGAGAUGUACUAAGGAUGAACUGUGGGAGCAGGACUUAGAAUUUGGCACACUGUACUAUCCAGGCAUAACACAGAUUUUAAUGUCGAACUAAUCAGGAAUCCCCUAGGGCAAAAAAAAAACAAUAGCUGCUGUGUUAACCACUGAUUUUGUUCAGCAAGGACAUCCAGGAAAAAAAAAAUGUAACAUUUGUAGUCACCUGCAUGCCCUUAUUUUAGGUGCAUCUUGUCUCUUGUUGGGGGGCUUAGCUUGACUGAGUCUAAUGCAUGCUACCCUAAUGCCAGCUGUAUACUUUACUUUAAAAAUAAAACUUUCUGCACCUGUCCCACUGCAGACACAACACACACUACAUUUAAAUCUAUCCCCUUACCUUGCCCAUACUUUAACCCUAAUACACAAACACUCACACUGCCAGUGCCGAAACUUUUAGUAAAUCCAAAUGUUUUUGCAUUAAAUUCCCAAAUCUCAAUCUAAUUUUCCUUCUUCGGAUAUCUGAAAAAUUUGACAAUAUAAACACUUGUAUUUCUUAUGUCAUUCACUUUGUCAAUGAAUUGAAGAUUCAACAGAUCGAAAGACAUCCAGGUGCUGAUAUCUGUAAACUCCUUCCCCCACAUUGUGUGAAUAUGCAACCCUCUGAGAACUGUAGAGAUAGGUCUCUAAAUGGCAUUUAUUGUUGUACUUCUGCAUAUGUGACUAAUGACAUCUUAAAUGAGAAUCACCAGACACAAAGACAAUACUAAUUUAAGAUAUCAUUAGUCUUAAAUGCGAAUCACCCAGUCUGCAGACAACGGUAAUUUAAGAUGUCAUUAGUCAGAUAUAAAUGUCAUAUUGAGACAUGCAGUUUACCUUAUGAAAUUUCUAAAAUAAAAAAACAGUGGUGGUCAGUUCAGUAAUAAGUGUACAAAUGACUGCAUUCCGUCCAUGUGGUGACGUACAAACUGAUAAGACAUGAAUACAAGCCUGGAAGAAACAUUCACCUUAAGCUGUCAAGGCAUGGCAACAGGCCAAAAGCAGAAGCUGGUUUACUUACUGCUGGGAUUUUACACCUAACUAGUACUGCAUGUUAGUGUUUACGUUUGUAUUUCAUUACUGCAAAUUUUGUAGAAGAGCAUACCACGGAUGCAUCAUAAUAACUUAAAGAUGCAACAUGUGCCAUGCAGAUGUGCUGUUUUUCUAGAAAUAUGUACACCUGGUGCAUCUACUCAAUUUAAUCAGGUAUUUGUCCUAAUAAAAUAUGAAGAAUGAGAAGCAAGGAUUCAAAAUCAAGAAGAACGUUCAGAAAACACAGAUCGGUGGUUUAUUAUUGUAAACAGGUGCUACACCUGCAUUUUCCAGGGAAUCUGCUUUCAUUUGUUUAAGAGAUUAGACACAUUCUCAAGAAAUAGAUUGUAUCAAGGAAUUUGCUUCCAAGCAGGAAAGGCGAAAUAUGCCUUUGUCGCUUUUCUAACAGUAUACAGUUCAGCUAAUUUUAUAUUUGUUGAAUACAUUCCAGACAUCGAAGCUCCUGUGUUACAUCAUCCUGAAGGUCAAAACAAAGCUUGCCAUGCUGUAGACAUUGUUCCACAGUACUAGAACAAGACAUGCACUUAGGGAUCUCAUUUUUAAAAGUUGGCCCAGGAGUUGUUUCAUAGACUCCAUGGCUAACGUUAUAUGUUAUGUCUCAUAAUGAGAAAACUGUAUUAAUUUUCAAAGGAAUUAUUGCACCAUGUGGUGUGUCUAGUUCCUGGUUCAGUUAUUCUUGAGCCAUGGUGGGGGAGGAGUCUUUCUUUGUUCAUGCAACUCGUACAGUAUUAUCACAUACUGGGUAUAUAUCUUCCACUGGCCAGAUCUACAGUGGAAACAGAGUGCCAAAAUAUGUGUAAACUUGCACCACACACAUUCAUUUUUUUAGGCUCUUAUUGGCUCUGAAUUUGCAUGUAGUGGACAGGAAUGUGACCAGAUGUCAUAUGGCAGUCACCUGUCAUAGCAUCCAGAUUAAAAACAAACAGAAAUCUUACUAACACUUUAUAAUCAUUGUACCAUAACAGUACUAAUUAUGCAUCUGCAGUUUCAAAGUAAAACAUUUUGGCUGGCUCAUGGACUUUUUUUAUUUAUACCAUCUGUAAAACUACUGCAUCAUAUAAUACGACCAGUACUGUAGCAAUUAGCAAGACUGCCGUUUUCUUAAAAAAACUGAGACUCUGGUUACUGAGUCAAUUAUUCUCUACCGAUUGACUCAGUAAUCAGCCACUGCCGUCUGCAGAGUCUCAUUUUUAUAAGAAAAUAGCAGCCUUGCUAACUGCUAGAGACUUUCCUCCCCUCAACUAAGAAUCCUUCCUGCACAUGGAUGAGCCCUGCCUUUCUAACACUUUUAUGAAUCUGUCAUGAUCUUCACCACUUUAAUCCCACUGCAUAAUAUUACUCUAUUUUGGCCUCUUCAGAACACACAAACUCCACCCCCACCAACAUAACUGGCAACUGGAAAUACUGAGUUGGCUUUUGCUUGUAUAAACUCAAGAUGGAAAUGAAUUAUGUAUAUUUAUUGUUCAAUUGUUGUGCUACAGAUGUUUCAGUGUUUAUUACAGUGAAUACCAAACUAUAUGCUGCUUGUAUCCAGUAAUAUGCUCGUCUUUAAGUGAAAGCCAUGCGAAAACUGGUGUCUAAAAUAUCUUGUAUAAAAGACUACAAACACUGAUGUGCAAUAGUGCCAUUUCAUCAAGUAAAUAAAUACUAUAUUGUUAUUAUUA